Molecule: messenger RNA, 1401 nt
Organism: Opisthocomus hoazin
Lineage: Eukaryota; Metazoa; Chordata; Aves; Opisthocomiformes; Opisthocomidae
Source: RefSeq, a predicted model, not a curated record
AUGGCCACACUGAGUGUGAAGCCAGGGCAGCGGUUCACCGUGCCAGACUGGCACACCAACUCCCAUCUCAUCUCAGCUGAUGCUGAACGCCAGCGUUCUGCUUCCCACCAAGUCCGACAAGAAGCCCGAUCUCUCCGCAACAAAACCAGCAACCAGACAAAGUGGGAUGAGCAUGACAACCAAACCCGCCUGGCUGAACGUAUCAGCAGUGUGAACAGAUGGAAGGAGACGCUGGACAAAUGCCUUGCAGACAUAGAUGUGGAAAUCGAUGCCUUAGCCAAAGUGAAGGAAGCAGCAGAAUGUGCCCUCCAGGCAAAGAACUUGCCUUUGGAGGUUUCCAUUGAGUGCCUGACGCUGCGUGAGAGCCGCCGUGCCAUCGAUGUGGUGAGGGACCCCGUGGAGGAGGAGCUGCACAAGGAGGUGAAGGUGAUAGACAAAGCCAAGAGAGAACUGCAGCAGAGAGUGAAUGACAUCUUCGAACAGCUCUGCCUCUUGCAGGAAGCUCGCCAGCAGCUGCGCUGUGACCACCGGUGCAAGAUGGAAGCGUUGGAAAUAGAUCGCAUGUGCUUAUCCCUCAACGUGAACUCUCCCAACAUCUCCCUGAAGGUCAACCCAACACGGGUCCCAGACAGGUCAACUACAAUUGAAGAGUGGGAACAGAAUAGCCAGUGUAACAAGGAGCACGCUGAGGCAGAAAUGAAAGCCUCGACUGAGCUCCGAGGAGCAACAGUGCUUGCCAUUGCCCAGACAAACAACGAGCUGGAGGCUCAGCGUGUAGCUACGGAAUUUGCCUUGCGCAAGAGGAUUAGAGACCUGGAGAGAGCCUAUGAUGAGCUGAAAUGGCAGGAGCAGAAUACCUUGGAGGAAAUUGCUGAGAUGGAGGAGGACAUCCGACGCUUGGAGGAAGAUUUUCGAAGGAAAACGCAAGAUCUGAAGUUGGCACACACCCGCCUGGAGACCCGCAUGUGCCGGCCCAGUAUGGAGCUCUGUUGGGAUCAGGCCCAGUACGGGCUAACCGAUGAGGUCCACCAGCUGGGGGGAACCAUCCGUGCGCUCCGGCAGAAGCUGGCAGAGUCGCAGUAAGUCUCCUGCUCUCUGGGCAGAGCAGUGGCCCAGCACUGCGUGCAUAUUUCUGCUGCCAGCAAGUGGGAANNNAAUUCCCUGGUGCUGGACAACAAGUGCAUGGACAGCCGGAGAAAGCUCGUGGUCCCUGCCGAGAAGUUUGCGCCUGAGGUUGACACUUUCAACCAGACCACGAACCCUGCGCUCUCCCCGCUGAGGAACGGGCAGCUGGAGCUGGCUUCGUGCGCCGGGGCGUGUUGUGCAGCGAGCUGCGCCGAGGAGAAAGCGACCGGUGACUCAGUUCCGCAGCGAGGGGAGCGGACAUCUGCGUCGUGUUAG